Messenger RNA from Fraxinus pennsylvanica, 1266 nucleotides. Lineage: Eukaryota; Viridiplantae; Streptophyta; Magnoliopsida; Lamiales; Oleaceae. The record is from the annotation of a GenBank genome assembly.
AUGGAAGAAUUGGAAAAGUUCCCAGUGGACCCCCAAGACGCAUCCAAGGUCUUGCAGGUCGGAAAGCAACUGGACGAAGAGAUUAGGGAGGAACUGAAGAACUUCAUUCGACAGAACUCAGACAUCUUCGCAUGGAGGCAUGAGGACAUGAUUGGCAUAGAUCCCAAGGUCAGUUGCCAUCACUUACAAAUUGACCCGGGCUAUACUCCACACAGGCAGAAGAGAAGGGCGUUGAAUGCCGAAAGGUAUGAGGCCCUGAAAGAAGAAGUGGAACGGCUCAUCAGUAAUGGCUUCGUUCGUGAGGCCAAAUAUCCAAAGUGUAUUUCAAACCCGACACUUGUGAAGAAGCAUAAUGAUAAAUGGAGGGUUUGCAUCGACUUUUCAAACCUAAAUCAGGCCUGCCCAAAAGAUAGUUUCCCGCUUCCGCGGAUUGACCAGUUGGUAGAUUCGACCUUCGGGCAUGAAUUGUUGAGCUUCAUGGACGCUUAUUCAGGCUACAAUCAGAUACCUAUGUUCUCAGGCGAUGAAGAUAGCACCUCCUUCAUCACGGAUAGAGGGCUUUACUGUUACAGGGUGAUGCCUUUCGGCCUGAAAAACGCGGGAGCAACCUACCAAAGGUUGGUCAACAAAAUGUUCGUCGAUCAGCAAGGCAAAAAAAUGGAAGUAUAUGUUGACGACAUGCUUGCAAAAAGCCUCGUGGCUAAGGAUCAUAUCAAGCAUUUGACCGAAGCGUUCAACACCCUGAGAAGAUACGACAUGAGGCUGAAUCCCCUGAAGUGUGCUUUCGGUGUAGUUUCGGGUAAAUUCUUGGGCUACAUCGUAAAUCAGAGGUGGAUAGAGGCCAACCCAGAAAAGAUUAGGGCUUUGAUAGAAAUGAGAUCACCUCAGAAACCUAAAGAAGUACAACGGCUCACUGGUAGAAUAGCCGCACUCAACCGCUUCAUCUCGAGGGCUACUGAAAAGUGCUUGCCCUUCUUUAAAGUCCUCAAGGGAGGCAAUAAGUUCCAAUGGACCCCAGAGUGCGAGGGAGCGUUCCAAGAAUUGAAAAACUACUUGGGACGAACACCGCUCCUUAGCAAACCAAGAGAAGGAGAACCCUUAUUGUUAUCCUUGGCCGUGGCCGAGGGUUCAAUCAGUUCAGUACUUGAACGGGAAGAAGAAACACACCAACUGCCAAUCUACUAUGUAAGCAGAGCCCUGCUCCCCGCCGAAGCCCGAUACCCAGACAUGGAGAAAUUAGCUCUUUCUCCACUUCUCGGAAACUGA